Molecule: messenger RNA, 775 nt
Organism: Brassica rapa (field mustard)
Lineage: Eukaryota; Viridiplantae; Streptophyta; Magnoliopsida; Brassicales; Brassicaceae
Product: macrophage migration inhibitory factor homolog
Molecular function (GO): phenylpyruvate tautomerase activity
Source: RefSeq, a predicted model, not a curated record
AAAUUAAAGAUGGAAUAUAAUUGGUCUGACACAGCUUUCCCGAAAAGAAGACUGGGGAUCGAUCGAGUGAGUGAUAGAGAGUGAAACAAACAAACAAACAAAAAGAAGAAGAAGAUGCCGUGCCUUAACAUCUCCACCAACGUUAGCCUCGACGGCGUCGAUACCUCUUCCAUCCUCUCCGAAGCUACCUCCUCCGUCGCUAAAAUCAUCGGCAAGCCUGAGAACUAUGUGAUGAUUGUGUUGAAAGGAUCAGUGCCAAUGGCAUUUGGUGGCACCGAGGACCCUGCCGCUUAUGGUGAACUUGUCUCCAUCGGUGGCCUUAACCCCGAUGUCAACAAGCAGCUCAGCGCUGCGGUCUCCGCCAUCCUUGAGACUAAGCUCUCUGUCCCCAAGUCUCGCUUCUUCCUCAAGUUUUACGACACCAAGGCCCAUCAAAGUCAAGAAUAUGCACAAUGUUUACAUGCUUUACACCAGCAGUACUAGAUCAUGAUUGAAUAGAGAACAAAAACAUCUUCUUGUGCCAUCCUGAAAGGUCACUUCUUUUAUCGACUGGUCACUUUAUGCAGGGAUCCUUCUUUGGUUGGAACGGAUCUACUUUCUAGGUUUCGUCGCAGGAAAUAAGUUAAAGUGAUCCCUCGCCAAUGUAUGAACGUGUAUGAUAUUAUUAGUAUUCAAGCUUCUCUCAUCGUCAACUACCUUUGAACUAUUUCCUGUUGUAAACUUAUCGUAACGUUUGUUGGAAUUGCAUUUAGAGAGAAGCACAUUUAAUGUUUUA